CAAAUGCCAACCUACGGCUUCGCCGAGUCCCCAACUCAGAGUCAGAGGUGAUGCAGUAGAAACCGCCUUUUAUCUCAAAAUUCGACUGAGACACAACUUAAACUCAACUUCUUUCAGUUCAAUAAAUAUCUUACAUGUGUAUAUGCCCAUUUCGUUUCUCUUCACCGGACUCUCUUCGCUUCUUCUUACAGGGAAUUUCUGAAUUUUGGAGAGAUUGCGGUAACUGCUGAAAAUGCCUGUUACCCAAUUCAGCGGUGGUUCUGUUUCGAAUGGAAUGACCAAUAGAGCCAGUAAAAGCCACCAAAUUACAGAAAAAUUUAAGCCCAUUUCUUCAGUGCGCAUAGGGGACUCGGGAAAAUUUGUUGCUUUUACUAGUAGGCAGAAGUUAGGCCAUGUAGAUAUUGUUGGGGGCUGCUAUUUGGUCAGAAGGCACAGACAAUGUUUCAUUCCGUUGAUGACCCAUAGUAGAAAGAAUCGUUUCCCCGUGGUCAGUAAUCAGAGGAGUUCAGAUAGUGGCGCCAGUUCAUCUGAGAUUGAUGAAAGAUUGGUUUUUAAAGAUGAGAGUUCUCUUGACGGUGGAGGCAAUGGUGCUUCUGAAUUGGCAGAAGUUCCUAGCGUUGUAUUACAUUCUCCGGAUGUCAAGCGUGAGAUAAUGAUGCUUUCUAUACCUGCUAUUGCGGGGCAAGCACUUGAUCCUUUAGCACAGCUUAUGGAGACUGCUUACAUUGGUAGAUUAGGCUCUCUGGAGUUGGGUUCAGCUGGUGUUUCUGUGAACAUCUUUAACUACAUUUCAAAGCUAUUUAAUAUUCCUCUUCUCAGUGUUGCCACUUCUUUUGUUGCUGAAGACAUUUCAAGAAGUGAAAAUAAUUCUUCUGCUUCAGAGAUGCACUUUCUAAACAACAGUAGCAAUGGUAGUAGACCUUUUGAUGUAAUAGCAGAAAGAAAACAAUUACCAUCCGUGUCCACAGCUUUACUGCUAGCUGUUAUGAUUGGUACUUUUGAGGCUUUAGCCUUGUCUUUGGGAUCUGGCUUGUUUCUAAAUAUCAUGGGAAUAUCAUCAGAUUCACCCAUGCGGGCUCCUGCUCAGCGUUUUCUUUCACUAAGGGCUCUUGGUGCUCCUGCUGUUGUAGUGUCUUUGGCUCUUCAAGGAGUUUUCCGUGGGUUUAAGGAUACAAAAACUCCUGUUUUAUGUCUAGGUAUUGGGAAUCUUUUAGCUGUGAUUUUGUUUCCCAUACUUAUGUAUUCUUUCCAAAUGGGUGCAACUGGUGCAGCAAUUUCCACAGUUGUGUCUCAAUAUGUUGUCACCUUCUUAAUGCUAUGGUUUCUAAAUAAGAGAGCAAUACUACUGCCUCCAAAGAUGGGAUCAUUACAAUUUGGAGGAUACAUAAAAUCUGGUGGUUUUCUUCUUGGAAGAACUCUUGCUGUUCUAACAACCAUGACUUUGGGGACAUCAAUGGCUGCUCGUCAAGGCCCGGUUGCAAUGGCUGCUCAUCAGAUAUGCAUACAAGUAUGGUUGGCUGUUUCGCUUCUGGUUGAUGCCCUGGGUGCAUCUGCACAGGCUUUGACUGCAAGUUAUAUGUCUAAAGGUGACUAUAAGACAGUGAAGGAAAUUGCUCACUAUGUGCUGAAGGUAGGAUUGCUCACAGGUCUUGCCUUGUCUGCAAUUUUGGGUCUAUCUUUUGGUUCAUUAGCUACUCUGUUCACCAAGGAUGCUGAAGUACUAGCAAUUGUUGGUACUGGAGUAUUGUUUGUCAGUGCUAGUCAACCUCUGAACGCACUAGCUUAUGUUUUUGAUGGUCUCCAUUAUGGUGCUUCGGAUUUUGCAUAUGCUGCCCGUGCCAUGAUGGUGGUGGGAGGAAUGUCUUCUGCAUUUUUGCUAUAUACUCCGGCAGUCAUUGGUCUUCCCGGGAUUUGGCUAGGGCUGACUCUGUUUAUGGGUUUGCGGGUGGUGGCUGGAUUUUACAGAUUGCUGUCGAAAAAUGGACCAUGGUGGUUCCUGCACAGUGACUUUCAGAGAGUUGAGCUGGCCAAUUGAGGUGGGCAAAUUUUGGUGGUCAUUGAAAGUUUAAAGGCAUCAACCAAGUAUCAUGCUCAACCAUGAGAGAUGUUUCUGGUGUAAAUUAAAGUUAUAACCCAUUCUUGCAUUAGUUUUUUUAAUCUCACUUUCAAUUGGUAGCAGAAGCAAGAGAACAAGGUUGGUAGAUAUUGUUCAAGAAUCAUUAUCAUUUUAAAACCAAGCUGUGACAGAACUUCAUUGUCAAUAACAUUUAUUUAUUAUUUA
Molecule: messenger RNA, 2281 nt
Organism: Humulus lupulus (European hop)
Lineage: Eukaryota; Viridiplantae; Streptophyta; Magnoliopsida; Rosales; Cannabaceae
Product: protein DETOXIFICATION 45, chloroplastic
Exons: 15
Coding region: 233-2035 (600 amino acids)
Biological process (GO): transmembrane transport
Cellular component (GO): membrane; chloroplast
Molecular function (GO): xenobiotic transmembrane transporter activity; antiporter activity
Source: RefSeq, a predicted model, not a curated record